UUCUAGGUUAGGCACAUGGUAAUUUUUCUGCGUUUCGUAUAUAAUUAUUUUCCAGUCGAAAAAAACACCCAUUUCGUUAUUCACAGUAACAAUAACAACCAUAACCAUGACGGCUACCUCCGCCGAAACCUCUCUAACAAACUAAACUCCGCCGCAGCUCCUCUUCUCCGCGACUCACUUCCGGCGUCCAACCACCGUCACUUCCAGAUAACAGCUUCCGCAAAAAUGGAAUCCUCGAAGAAUCAAUACGAAUCCCUCUCUUCCAUUGAUGAAGACGAUUCUAACAAAUGCACCGAUUUCUACGAUAUCUAUGGUCCUGAGGCUAAAGCAGAAGUUGUUUUCAAGUCACCAGAAGAAGAUAGAUCAACUCUGAAUCUCGCUGAUGUUCAAGGACUUGUAACUUGGGUUCUCGGCGAAGGUUUCAUGCCAUCUUGGGUUUUUAUCAAGAAUAAACCUCUUAUUCACAAAGUGGUUAUGCUCUAUAUGCCCGCCCUGGAUGCAGCUUUGUACUUGUCACUGUCCAGAUCGCUUCCUAAUUUAAAAAAGUCGUGUGGCAAACCACGACCGGUCCUUGCUCUCAGCUGUAUAUCAGAUAAUAUGCAGACAAUAGACGCACUACUAACAUGCAGGCAGAAAAGAAAAAGGGAUCUAAAUGCUUCAAUUAUUCUAAAAUCUACUCAGACAUCACAACAAGAAGAAGGCUGUAGUGCUACCCUCAAUCUAUCAUUCACGGAGCUUACUAAAGACAUACCUUUCCCUGUUACAUACUAUACACUAACAGAGAAAGAUCUGGAAGAGAAUGGAUAUCCUAUUAAUAAACCAGAUUUUCUUUCUACUCUUCCCGCUCCUCCGGGGUCUCCUUUUCAUGAGAUGGUAGCAGUUGACUGUGAGAUGUGCAUAACAGGUGAGGGGUUUGAGCUGACGAGAGUUACUCUCGUGGAUGUCAAAGGACAGGUUUUGUUAGAUAAAUUGGUUAAACCUUCAAAUCCUAUCACCGAUUACAAUACACGAUUUAGUGGAAUAACUGCUGAGAUGUUAGAUGGGGUGACAACAAGUCUGACAGACAUUCAGAAAGAGUUUCAGAAACUGGUUUACCAAGAAACUAUUCUUGUUGGGCAUUCUUUGGAAAAUGAUUUAUUAGCAUUGAAGAUAUCACAUGAUUUGAUCAUUGACACGGCAGUAUUAUACAAACACCCUCGAGGGUCUUCCCAUAAAUCUGCUCUUCGGUUUCUUACUAAAAGAUUUCUUUCAAGAGAGAUACAACAAUCAGGGAAUGGACAUGACAGCAUUGAAGAUGCUAGAGCUACCUUGGAAUUGGCAGUAUUGAAGAUCAGAAAUGGGCCUGACUUUGGUGCUCCUCCAUCCCUUAUGCGGAAAAAGCUCCUUUCCAUUUUGAGUGAGUCUGGCAAAAAUUCUUCAGUGAUUGAUGAUAUAUCCAUUGUAAAACGAUUUGCCUCGGAGUCCUCUAAUGCAAUUCCAGUGACAUCUGAUGAAGAAGCACUUGCAAAAACCAUCCAGGAGUUGAAGAAUGAAAAGGUGCAUUUUAUCUGGACUCAGUUUUCAGAGUUACACUCAUACUUGAAGAAACAAGCUGAGGAUUCAGAUAGCUUGAAUAAAAAAAUUGCAGAGAUGAUUGCAUUACAUACAUGUCAGAAGAGUAAUUCAAAUGGGAAAGGCCUCAAGCCGAAUAUAUCUUCUGAACUGAAGGAAAUUGUUACUCGCAUGGAUAAUAAAAUUCAUAAACUGUAUAAGUCAUUACCAACAAAUGCUAUGAUGAUAGUUUGCACCGGUCAUGGAGACACAGCAGUUGUUCGCAGGUUGAGGAAAAUGCUUGAGGAGGAGGGUGAAAGUAAUUUUGGUCGUGAGAAGAUUUUGGAAAGCUUGCAAGAGUUUCAAGCUAGAGCUGAAGUAGCCUUGUGUUUUGUAGGUGUAAAACACUGAUUAUAGAAGAAUUCCAAAUGAACUUAAAGCUGAUUUUUAUAACUUGGGGCUAUUGGCUGUAUUUUUUUUGUUAACGUUCUAAAUGUAAAUACUUGCUAGGUCACUUGACAAGAGCUCUAAUGUGUUGAAAUUUUGAAGAUCAGGGUCCUAAAGUGUUGUACUUAA
Messenger RNA from Vicia villosa (hairy vetch), 2106 nucleotides. RefSeq names its product small RNA degrading nuclease 5. Bases 16 to 1941 code for a protein of 641 amino acids. Gene Ontology annotation, molecular function: nucleic acid binding; exonuclease activity. The record is from RefSeq and is a predicted model, not a curated record. Gene Ontology annotation, cellular component: nucleus. The transcript is spliced from 14 exons. Lineage: Eukaryota; Viridiplantae; Streptophyta; Magnoliopsida; Fabales; Fabaceae.